Molecule: messenger RNA, 1254 nt
Organism: Histoplasma mississippiense
Lineage: Eukaryota; Fungi; Ascomycota; Eurotiomycetes; Onygenales; Ajellomycetaceae
Exons: 3
Coding region: 1-1254 (417 amino acids)
Biological process (GO): nuclear-transcribed mRNA catabolic process, non-stop decay; nonfunctional rRNA decay; nuclear-transcribed mRNA catabolic process, no-go decay
Cellular component (GO): cytoplasm
Source: RefSeq, a predicted model, not a curated record
AUGCGGUUAAUCAAACAGAAUAUCGAGCGCGACGGCUCUGGAUCCGUCACUCUUUAUCCCGAAGAGCCGGAGGAUAUGUGGCAUUGUUAUAAUCUCAUCCGACCUGAUGACCUUCUCAAGGCGAGCGCGAUCCGUCGCGUCACCACUGCAUCUGCAACAGGGACUACAAGUUCUUCUCGAGUACAUAUGACGCUGCAAAUACGUGUGAAGAGCUUGGAUUUCGACCCCCAAAGCUCCCAGCUCCAUGUCUCCGGUCGAGUCGUCGCGGAAAAUCAAUACACCAAAAUUGGACAGCAUCAUACACUCGACUUAGAAUUACAACGGAAUUUCACUCUGGAGAAGCGGGUCGAAUCUUCAAGUGAAGCCGGAGGAUGGGAUAGUAUCGCGAUCGACAUGUUGAAGGAGGCGGUGGAUGAAGGAGGGAAUAGGAGGGCAGAAGCCGUGGCCGUGGUAAUGCAGGAAGGACUGGCACAUAUCUGCUUUAUAGGCCAGUUUCAGACAGUCUUGAAACAGAAAAUCGAAUUGUCCAUUCCACGGAAGAGACAAGGCGGACUUGAUCGUGACAAGGCCUUGACAAAAUUCUUCCAAACCACACUCGAUACGCUCCUCCGCUUACUCGACAUCAAUGCGACGACCAGUCCACUUUCGUCUGCAAGCUUAAGCAACAGCACAUCUUCGAAACCAAUACUCUUAGCAUCUCCCGGCUUCACAGCGGCUGGAUUUCAAAAACACAUACAGUCUGUAGCGAACACAUCUGCCCCGGGCUUGAAGGGCCUUCUACAGAACAUUGUUGUUGUCCACUCCUCAUCCGGCCACAUGCACUCCCUUGCUGAGGUGCUUCAAUCCCCAUCAGUGCAAGCUCUCCUCUCGAACACCAAAUACGCAAAGGAGACUUCACUCAUGGACAAGUUCUUCUCCGAACUACGCAAGGGAACUAAUAAAGCCACCUAUGGACCGAGAGAGGUAGAGUCGGCAGUGGAGCAAGGUGCUGUAGGCCGUGGAGGUGGCAUUCUUAUCAUUUCCAACAGGCUAUUUCGCGCUCAGAGUGUUGCUGAAAGGCAUCGAUGGGUCUCUUUGGUAGAUCGGGUGAGGGGUGUUGAUGGAGGAGAAGUACGGGUUCUUAGCUCUGACCAUGAAAGCGGGAGAAGAUUGGAGGGCCUGGGUGGCAUCGCGGCCCUAUUGACGUUUCCCACUGUUGAAGAAGAGGAAGAUGAAGAUGAGGGUAAUGAGGCUGGUGGGAAGGGUGGCGAGUGA